Messenger RNA from Spinacia oleracea (spinach), 2390 nucleotides. RefSeq names its product protein SICKLE-like. Bases 130 to 1041 code for a protein of 303 amino acids. The transcript has 2 exons. Lineage: Eukaryota; Viridiplantae; Streptophyta; Magnoliopsida; Caryophyllales; Amaranthaceae. Gene Ontology annotation, biological process: miRNA processing; mRNA splicing, via spliceosome. The record is from RefSeq and is a predicted model, not a curated record.
UAUUCUAAGUUGUCAGUCUCAAUUUCCCUCGUUUAGCAAUUAGCACGCUUGUUUCGAUCUUUGUCAAUUGCAACAAGGGUCCCUGACCCGGAGUAAGGUUCAUCCAGUCACCGAAAUUUCUCUAGUUUUAUGCGUCAAGUAAACAUCUGUGAAAUGCUUCCCUCUCGUGCUCAUCAAUUACCAAAUAAUUACCCACCUCUUCUGGGUACAUAUCAUGAUGGUGGUCCAUAUCAUGGUGGAGAUCCCUAUUAUAGCCCUGCCCGGCCUGGCCCCGCUUCAAAUCUAAUACCUCUUCUGGGUCCAUAUCAUGGUGGAGAUCCCUAUUAUAUCCCUGCCCGGCCUGGCCCCACUUCAAGUCCAAUACCUCUUCUGGGUACAUAUCAUGAUUCAUAUCAUGGUGGUGGUCCAUAUCAUGGUGGAGAUCCCUAUUAUAACCCUGUCCUGCCUGACCCCACUUCAAGUCCAAUACCUCUUCUGGGUACAUAUCAUGGUCCAUAUCAUGGUGGAGAUCCCUAUUAUAGCCCUGCCCGGCCUGGCCCCACUUCAAGUCCAAUGCCAUAUCCUUUUCACCAAGGCCCCCCUUCAAGUCCAAUGGGGAUUACGAGCCCGCAUCUUGUGCACCAAGGUAGCCCUAACUUUGGAUGUCCUCCACAAGGAAGUGGAACGGGUGACUGGUCCAAUAAUAGUCCCAGCACUGGCCAAUGGGAUGGCAGCCCUAGUUCAGGAUGCUCUGAUGAUGGAAGCUAUGAUUAUGAUUAUGAUUAUGAUUAUGAUUAUGAUUCUGAUUAUGAUUAUGAUUAUGGUGAAGCAGGAUCCUUGUACAAGUCCAUGGUAGAGAACCCUUGGGAAUCCAUGACUCCUGUUAUUUGGCAGGGUGACAAGAAGAAUGAUGUCAAGAGUUAUGCAAAGAAACGAUAUUUUCGGAAAACUCCUGCUUUUAGUGCAAAAAGAGCCCGGCAUUCAAAUCCUUCAAAGAAAAGUGGCAGCCUUGCUCAGUACUUAGCUGAAUCUUUUGUUGAAGAUGCAGCCACUAUACUGUAAAUUGUAAUGCUUUAAAACUGGGGAAUCUGUUCUAAGCUGGUCUAUUGCUGGGUGUAGUUUUUAAUUUUUUAUUACUCAAGUUUAACUAGUAACGUACUACCUCCGUUCCACAAUACUUACAUUUCUCAUUUGGACUUUAUUUAUCAUAUCAAUCAACUUUGACGAUCUUUCUUUCACCAUUAUGUAAAAAAAAACCUAGUCAAUGAGAUUUCGUUAAAUUCGUAUCCAAAUAUCAUUUUUUUUUUAUAUAAUUUUUACUCAUACGCAUUAAGAGAUAUUAAUGUCUAAACAAGUGUGUUGGAAUACGUGCAAAAAGAAAUGGUGCAUAUAUUGUGGAAUGGAGGUAGUAUGUUUCAUUUGGGUCCUUUAUUUGUUUAGUAACCUUAUGUGAUCUGUGGGUUGCUGAAUGCUGAAUGCUGAAUGCUGAAUGCUGAAUGCUGAUGAGAGAUUAACAAGUGUUAAUUCCCACUUAAGGUUUGUAAUGAGAAAUCUCAUUGCUUCCAAGGUUUCAGUUAAGUCCCUUUCUUGUGGGUGUUUAGUCUUUAAGGUAAUGUGGGCUCUGUUCAGAUUGCAAUCUGGCCAUGAAUUCUAUGUAUUCCACCUCUCCAUCGUAUCCCGAGCUGUACUUUAAGUUCCAUGACAAAGCGGUUUUGUUAUGUUUUUACAGGGUUCAGUCAGUCUUGCUGCUAUUCAACAACCAAGCUUCCCACUUCCCAGGGGUAGGGAUUACUUAUACGAGCUCGUUUUAGUCGUUUCUGGUAUGUGUGGGUUAUAAACGGCAACCACCAACUGCCUGCUCUUGCAUAGUGCAACAGCUUUCUCAACAAAGGAAUCAACUUUCAACUGCAUAAGUUGAAGUUGGAGGUCUGACAAGAUAUUCCAUUUGUUCUUCAGUAAAGUUACUUGCUGAUGUAUAUUGCAGAAUGUUUUAUUAGACUCUGAAGCCAUGGUUAUAGUAUCUCUACCGCGAAUUGCACUCCCUUCGAGAAUGUUUCCGUCCUUUUCUAAUACAAGCACUAGCUCAGACUUGACAUCUCUCCCAUGAAAUGUUGCUGCUGGUAUAGUAGUUUCAGAAGGUUGCAGCGCGGCAAUAACUGAACCAGAGAGAAGGUUAGACAAGGGCUCUAUCAGCUAGGAAAGUAGCACAAAACCGAAUGCAAAUUACACUAACUUCUAAUUUGAUGACAUUCCAUUCUCUUUCUUAGGAUCAGUAGUUGUCAGAGUACUGAUCACUAUUUGCUUCAUAUAUUCAACUUGAUCAUUCUUGCUGCAUACUUGUUGUUUUACCUUCAUUGAGAUUCCUUCAUAAACAAUUGAAUUAUGGAGUCUAGUUUUAACUAUAUGUAAAU